Messenger RNA from Lathyrus sativus (Indian pea), 1104 nucleotides. The record is from the annotation of a GenBank genome assembly. NCBI's taxonomy places the organism in Eukaryota, Viridiplantae, Streptophyta, Magnoliopsida, Fabales, Fabaceae.
AUGAAUAGAAAGAAGAAAAGUUUUCACAAAUCACCCUUCUUCCUCUCUAAGAUAAAGAGGAAGAAAACUUGUAUCAAAUCUGAACCCCAAUUUUAUUUACCUGAUGAGUGCUGGGAGCAUGUCUUCAAAUUCAUCAUCAACGGGGACGACGGUGAAACUGAAAAGGUCAAAUUCAUCAUCAACGGGGACGACGGUGAAACCGAAAAGAAACACAGAGUCUUGUUUAAAUCUCUAUCUCUCGUCUCUAAACAGUUUCUCUCCAUCACCGAUCGACUCAUUUUCUCUAUCAGUAUUUCCGAUCAUCCAUCCCAUCUUCUCCCCCGUGUCUUCCAUAGGUUCCCCAACCUUAAUUCCCUUCACCUCUGCUUCGGCCUUCGUCAUCUCGACUCAACCAUUGCUUUGGCUCUCCGUGACAGAACAACAUUGAAAUCUUUAUCUAUUUCCAAUAUUGAGCUAAAGGAUGCAAACUGCGAUACUUCGCACUAUAUUGAUUCAUUCGUGAGUUUGAAGGGUUUGAAUAUUCUUAAGUUCUGUUAUUCGCAUAUCUCAGAUGAUUUGCUAUAUUCUAUUGCAAGGGAAGCUCUUCCUUUGAAGACCUUUGUUCUCAAUAAUUGUAGCGGUUAUAGUUACGAUGGAAUUUAUUCUUUGUUAUCCAAAUGUCAGGGGAUACAACAUUUGGAUUUGCGUCAAGCUGGGAUACAACAUUUGGAGCAUCAAGCUGAUUUCCUGAAGAACCAUCAUAUUGCCCUGAUAUCUUUGUUUCUUGGUGGUUUGGUUUCUAUAAAACUUUCUUAUUGUUUCAAUCUCACAAAAUCUGCUUUGUUUGCACUCGUUAGAAAUUGUCAUUCACUUGCUGAGAUUACAAUGGAAAGGUCAGGCAUUGGAAGACAAAGGGUAGAAAGUUCUAAUUCUUUGAAGGAUUUUGAAGUAUACCCUCAAUUAAAGUUUCUAUGUUUGGCUCACAAUUCCUUUAUAAAAAAUAAUGACAUCAUAUUGUUUGCUUCCAUUUUCCCAAAUUUGCAGUAUCUUGAUUUAAGUCAUUGCUAUAGCAUAACUGAAAAAAGUAUUUGUCAAAUUCUGAAAAAAGUAUUUGUCAAAUUCUGA